Molecule: messenger RNA, 504 nt
Organism: Mizuhopecten yessoensis (Yesso scallop)
Lineage: Eukaryota; Metazoa; Mollusca; Bivalvia; Pectinida; Pectinidae
Product: proteoglycan 4-like
Exons: 2
Coding region: 1-504 (167 amino acids)
Source: RefSeq, a predicted model, not a curated record
AUGCCCAUCGGCAGCUGUGUAACAAUCACAGACAAAAGUCGGAGAGACAUCAUCCACACAACCCAAAUCCUGAGUAUUUACACAGAUUAUGUAGGAGUAGAGCACAGAACCUCGCCCACAGAACCUCAACCUCACCUACAGAACCUCGCCCACAGAACCUCGCCCACAGAACCUCAACCUCGCCCACAGAACCUCGCCCACAGAACCUCAACCUCGCCCACAGAACCUUGCCCACAGAACCUCAACCUUGCCCACAGAACCUCAACCUCACCCACAGAACCUCGCCCACAGAACCUCAACCUCGCCCACAGAACCUCGCCCACAGAACCUCAACCUCGCCCACAGAACCUCAACCUUGCCCACAGAACCUCGCCCACAAAACCUUGCUCACAGAACCUCGCCCACAGAACCUCAACCUCGCCCACAGAAUCUCAACCUUGCCCACAGAACCUUGCCCACAGAACCUCGCCCACAGAACCUUGCCCACAGAAUACUCUACACUGA